Molecule: messenger RNA, 267 nt
Organism: Rhizopus microsporus ATCC 52813
Lineage: Eukaryota; Fungi; Mucoromycota; Mucoromycetes; Mucorales; Rhizopodaceae
Exons: 2
Coding region: 1-267 (88 amino acids)
Source: RefSeq, a predicted model, not a curated record
AUGCCACUUUCAAAACCACCUCCACCUCCACCAAAGCCUGAAUUUGGUGAACCUUCUACACCCAAAGACUUUAAUGAGAAAUUUAAGCAAAAACCUUUAACAAAAUACAUGAAUCCUUGUGCUUUAGAAGAAAAGCAAAGUAUGAAAUGUCUCGAUGACAACAACUAUGAGAAAGACAAGUGCAAUUACUUUUUUAUGCAAUACCGUGAAUGUAAAAAGAAAUGGAUGGAAGAACGACGACGACUUCGUAGAGCAGGUGAACUCUAA